This is a messenger RNA of Danio aesculapii, 1392 nucleotides long. It is a transcript of the gene gstk2, whose product is annotated as glutathione S-transferase kappa 2. Gene Ontology annotation, molecular function: glutathione transferase activity; glutathione peroxidase activity. The transcript is spliced from 8 exons. Gene Ontology annotation, cellular component: mitochondrion; peroxisome. The coding region runs from base 122 to 790 and encodes 222 amino acids. NCBI's taxonomy places the organism in Eukaryota, Metazoa, Chordata, Actinopteri, Cypriniformes, Danionidae. The record is from RefSeq and is a predicted model, not a curated record. Gene Ontology annotation, biological process: glutathione metabolic process.
CUAGUAUUUAAACCCCCCAUGUAUUUUGGUUCUAUGCUGUCUAUAGGGGCUGGCAGUGGCACUAUAAAACAGCCUGACAAACCAUCAACAUCACACCAAAUAAGAGGAGAACGACAGCAAGAUGUCCAGUUCCAGAAAAGUGGUUGAAUUGUUCUAUGAUGUUGUUUCUCCUUAUUCCUGGCUGGCAUUUGAGGUGCUGUGUCGCUACAAAAAUGUUUGGAACAUUGACCUCAAAUUUAAACCAUCAUUUUUAGGAGGAGUUUUUCACGGUUCAGGUAACACUGAACCUGGAAUGGUCGACAAUAAGCUACAUUAUAUGAUUACAGAUCUGAAACUGAUGUCUGAGUACUAUGGGGUCCCUGUGAAUCCACCUUCACCUUGUAAGAAAGAUACUUUGCCUGCAAUGCGCUUUGUGACUGCUAUAGCGGAGAAAAACCAAGAGGAAAAUGUCCUGUUGGAGAAGGUUUCUAGAGAGCUCUGGAAACGAAUGUGGCAAAAGCAUCAGGACAUUACCCAGCCUUUCUCACUCACUGAGGCAGGAUUACAGGCAGGUCUCUCAGCCAAUGAGGUGGAAAAAUUGCUGACCAAUGCCAAAUCUCAGCCAAUUAAAGACAAGCUGAAGAGUGUCACACAGGAAGCACUGGAGAAAAAUGCCUUUGGUCUUCCAUUCAUUGUGUGCCAUGUUAACAGUAAGGUUGAGGUUUUCUUUGGAUGUGACAGAUUUGAGCUCAUAGCUCAUUGCAUAGGGGAGAAGUGGGCAGGGCCUUGUCCAAUCAAGACCACAAUGUGAUGCUUCUGCUCCAUACUGUAUAUAUUUCUUUAUACUAUACAGUGCUGAUAGAAAAUCAUCAUACCCUGUGAAUCCUUUAUGAUGAAGUUGUAGAAGGCACAGGUUAGGAGAAGACUACAAAAACAUUUCAAAGGCCUGAAAAGUUGAUUUGAUUUCAGGCUGUAUGACAAAUAAAGUCACUAUUUCAAAGGGGUAUGAUGAUUUUCUGUAGGCACUGUAUAUAAUAGGGUUACAUGAGUUGCUACACUAAGCUUAUAAUGAUGAUCUUCAAUCGGAGCUUUUGAGUUUCGCAGGAACCUCUCAUUCGCUAUAUAUUAUUAUAUAAUGCUUUUCCAGGAUAAGUCAAGUAGCCUGAUUAAAACAUUAAGAUCACAAAAUAUAAGCUAUUCUUUAAGACAUAUGUUUUAAUGGGUGAGAACAAAAGCGGUAAAUACAUUACUUUUUCAAGUGACUUGUCUAGUGACUUGUGAUAUGUCUAGUACACAGCAGUCAACAAGUGAUUCAGUUCAGUUAAAUUCAGUUUUUUCUUUCAAGUUGUACUAAAACUAAUGAACAACACCCACUCUUGUCUUACAUUUAAUAAAUUUUUUAUCCACUUCAAA